CUCAUGAGGCAAUAAUGCUUUUAUUUGAAGAGUAUAGACAACGAGAAUCUUCCAUGUCUUCAGGUAAAAUCAGUCAUAAGAAAGCAUGGGAUGAAAUUGCGGCAACCAUGCACGCCAAGGGAUAUAAUGUCUCUGGUAGACAAUGCAUGACGAGAAUAAAUACAAUGAAACGUACAUAUAAGACAAUUAAAGAUCAUAACGCAAAAUCUGGUAAUAACACGCGCACAUGGAAAUAUUAUGAAAUUAUGGAAAACCUUCUUAGAGAAAAACCUUAUAUGGCACCAUUGGCAACUAUUUCGUCAACUGGAUGUGUAACAUUAAAAGAAAGAUCAAUAUCUCCAAGCAAUAGCAGUUGCAGUUCUACUUGUUCACCCAACAUAAUUUCUCGUAAACGUAAAGCUACAGAUAACUAUGCUAUCGAAAUAUUAGAAGAAAAACGAAAAGCUGAAGAAAGUAAAGAGAAGAGACAUAAAGAAAAGAUGGAAAUGGGAACAAAACUGUUACAUAGACUGGAUAAACUUAUAGAAAAGAUAUAGACAGACACACUGAUUG
Cyphomyrmex costatus is the source of this 552-nucleotide messenger RNA. RefSeq lists its product as uncharacterized. The record is from RefSeq and is a predicted model, not a curated record. Lineage: Eukaryota; Metazoa; Arthropoda; Insecta; Hymenoptera; Formicidae. The transcript is spliced from 3 exons. The coding region runs from base 15 to 536 and encodes 173 amino acids.